AUGCUGAACGCUGCAUUUCGCUCGGGGUUUUUUUAUGGCAUCGUUCCCCGUUGGAUGUACUUUUUAUAAUAUUCAAUCCAAUACCGCUGCAUCAGGGAAGCCGUUGCCGACCCGUAGAUACCCAUAUAGCGAUAUAGCAGCCAAUUGGCUAUGGAAUCUAUGGCCCAUAGAGGACACCAUAUCACCUCCCUCUUUCUCAAAUGCGCCGACCUAUUCAGAAUUCCUUUCCCCUCACACCAGUGUCUUCACAUAGACUCCUUCAGUCACACACUGAGCUUCCGCUCUCUACGGAAAAGUUUACACUCGACUCGGAACCUUUUCAGGCGCGCCAUGCAUACACCAAGAUCUCUCCGAAAUCUGAUCCUUCUCAUGCUCGAGUCUCGCACAAGACGCAAGCUUCAGCGAAGGACGUAUGGAACGAUGGCGCGUUUAUUCUCAAUGAAGGCUCCACGGUGAAAGGUCAGUUUGAAUCUGCUCGCUUACUGGGCCUAACAAUAUCCUCUGCCGCCGUUCGUAUUCUUCAACAGAUUAGCUCUCUCAAUACGCUGACAAUCUUCCAGUCCAAGGUGGUUGGUAUCACAACACCUAUCUUGAUUGGCUUGUACGCCUUUCGCGUGGCUCGUGAUUGGCUUUUGACGGCACAUAAGGAAGCUUCAGAGAGCGAUGAAGAUCUUCCCACUCCUUUGCAAUAUGGCCUCGUGGUCGACCUUUUGAGUGGUUCAGGUCUAGCUGCUCUGGUGCAGGCUGUUCGUUAUAUGACCCGCAGUCAUAGGCGACGAGCACGGGCGAGCUCUAUGCUUAGUCGUUCUUUCCUCGUGAUUCUUACAAUUUUUGUCCUCAAAAACGUUAUCAGUGCUGUAGAUCUCUGGCUUCACACUGUGACCGCGACCAUAAUUCUGCCAACGAUCUCUCCCAUUGAUACACCCUUUCAAUACAGCAUUGCACAAAACAUUUGUCCUCCAUACCCAGAUCCUUGGUACGAGGCAAUCCAUCCAUGCCUAAUGACUGAAGGUGCAUGGCUAAUGGCGUCCGGUCAUUGACUCCCGGUAUGCUCGUCGCAUCGAACAGCUCCGAAGACCUGCAAACCAUAACACUUGCGGAAGCCGAUGAUCUCGCCGUCCUUCAAGUUGUGAAGCCAAAUGUCCCGCAACCCGUUGCUUUUCGUGCGACGACUUUUGGUGC
Molecule: messenger RNA, 1182 nt
Organism: Somion occarium
Lineage: Eukaryota; Fungi; Basidiomycota; Agaricomycetes; Polyporales; Cerrenaceae
Source: the annotation of a GenBank genome assembly